Molecule: messenger RNA, 3180 nt
Organism: Cucurbita moschata (crookneck pumpkin)
Lineage: Eukaryota; Viridiplantae; Streptophyta; Magnoliopsida; Cucurbitales; Cucurbitaceae
Product: abscisic acid receptor PYL8-like
Exons: 9
Coding region: 1690-2826 (378 amino acids)
Biological process (GO): abscisic acid-activated signaling pathway; regulation of DNA-templated transcription
Cellular component (GO): nucleus; cytoplasm
Molecular function (GO): protein phosphatase inhibitor activity; DNA-binding transcription factor activity; transcription cis-regulatory region binding
Source: RefSeq, a predicted model, not a curated record
UUCUUCACUCUGUUGAUCUAUCAACUUCUCAUUUCGAAAGCGUCGCACAGGCAGCACUCUGAUGAGAAACGACAUAUUGCGACAACCAAUCCAUUUGGUUUAUCCAAAUGCCGAUACGUAUCGGGAAUUUGGAUUUCGGGAAUAAAGCAGAGAGGAAAAUGGUCCUGAAGUGUUUGUGCGUGGGGGGGACGAGGGGAUGGGGUUUUAGCGGCCGCGUUUCUAUUUUUUUGCAUACUUUGUUCUGAAUGAAUGGUCGGAAUAAUCGGUCCCUCUUUGUGGGCUGAAUAUUCCAAUUUUCGAAUGAUUUGGCCUACUCUUUCGCAGGAUAUGAGCCCACGGGAAAGAUGAUAACCAAAGAGAAAAAAGACGAAACCCAAGAGGAAGAACAGAGUAACAGACACCCUUUACCCCUCCUUUAUUCUAUUGAUUAGGUUCUGAUUUUAAAAGAUAAAGACCUUUGGAGACAUCCACUGCUCGACACUUUCGUUGAUACUGAUAUCAAAGAUUUGGAGAAUGAUGGAGUGAUAUCAUGCAGCUAAGUAAGUGAUUCUGAGACUUCGAGAGCCCAUUUCUUCAUUCUUGUCUGCUCGCGGCCAACCUCUUUGCCGUCGUUUUGUCGUCUCCGGUGCAACUCCCGUGAGACCUAUUGCCUAUUGGACUCUGUUUCCGAUCCGAUCCUUGUACGGAUACCAUGAGCCCUCUUUAGGUUUGAGCUUCUGUUGAUUUGUGGCUUUUGCUCUAGCUAGCUCAGGGGAAUCUUGAGAUUGGAAGUAUUAGAGAAGUUGAUGUCAAAUCUGGGCUCCCAGCCACCACAAGCACAGAAAGGUUGGAACUUCUUGAUGAUGACAAACAUAUCCUUAGCUUCAGGAUAGUUGGUGGUGAUCACAGGCUUAGGGUGGGUCUACUGUGGGAGAUCCUAUUCUGAAAGAAAAUUCUCAUAAACACACAAAAAGUUCAACCAUUUGCACCUAAAAGCUCAAGUUCAAGGAGUUAUCUGAUUUUCCCACAACGAGCAAGAUUCUCUAGAAUUUCCUCAGUAAAAUAAACAGAAGAUUCAACUACAGCUGUAUCCUUAAUCAAACAAACAGAAAAUGAAAACCAAGUUGAGAAACACAAACCUUCAAAGAUCAAGAAAUGGACGGUGAUGAAGGGGGUUUGUGGUCAAUCAACGGUGAAGAAAGCAGCAACGUAGGCAAAGGGUAGUGGACUAAAAUUGUGAGGGUGACGUGGCGACUAUCAGAGGGAGGGUGAAUAUUACGUGGCAGGCGAGGAGUGGAGGAGAAGAUAUUUUAUGUGAAGUUAAUGGAUGAUGCAAGUGACAGACAUGUGGUUCUAGUUGGGUUUGGAGCAUCAACCUUAAUGGGACCCAACUUUGGGUGUGUUUUAGAAGAAAGUGGAAUUGGUCAAGAAUCGGAGAUGAUCUCUGAAAUCAAUUUCCAAGCAAUGUAUCGACGACCGAAGACUGAACCCUUCUCCUUCUUCUAAAACUAUUCCCCUUCUUUUCUUUGGUUUCAAAAAAGUUUCUCAGCCCUCUUCAUAAAUACCCACACCAUUCCCUUCCUCCUCCAUCAAACUUCACCACCCACUUCAUGUCUUUGCUUUCUAACACGAUCCUGUUGGGUUUCCGCCUUAAAUCCCAAGUUUUGUUUUGUUUUGUUGUCUUGUUCUCCAAAUUUCAGAACUUUAAUCAUGGACAGCUUUGGGGAAUGGGACCAAAAGAAGAAGCUGAAAAAUGAGCUGCUUAAAGGGAAGGAAUUAGCAAAGCAACUCCAAAUUCAUCUCAAUGUGAGGCCAUCGUCAUCUUCCAUGGCUGCUGCUGCUGCUGCUGCUGCUGCUGUUUCUUCUUCUUCUUCUUCUUCAGUUUCGAACGAUGGCGGUGAACUAUUAGUUCAAAAGAUCUUAUCUUCAUAUGAAAAGGCACUGUCAUUGCUCAGCUCUAAUGGAAUCCAAAUAUCUGAAUCUCCUUCCUCUCUCAAUGGAAGCCCAAGGAGUGAAGACUCUGACCGUGAAUUCAAGGACCAUGAUCAUACCAAUGCUUCUUCCCGCACAAGGAACAUUCUUCCAACUUGGACACAGAAAUUCCAAGUUAGUCCAGGGAUGGCCCUUGAAGGGUCUCUUGAUGAUGGCUUUUGCUGGAGGAAAUAUGGUCAAAAAGGCAUUCUUGGUGCCAGACAUCCCAGAGGGUAUUACAGAUGCACACACAGGAACCUCCAAGGUUGUCUUGCAACCAAACAAGUUCAACGGUCCGAUCACGAUCCAAACAUCUUCGAGAUCACAUACCGAGGAACCCAUAGUUGCACCCAAGUUAUUCCAUCUGCAAGCACAGAGUUUCAGCAACAAAACCACCCUCUACUACCUGAUCAAAGGGUCCAAAACCAACAAACAUCGCCCGAUGCUCUCUUGAGCUCAUGGCCAUCCUUAAGAGUCAUAACUGAAAACCUUGACACAAUUCAUGAUCCAACAUUAUUCCAUCCUUUUAACUAUGAUCCCACGUCAAAUUAUGAGGUUGCAGACCGUGUCGAGUCCGGGUCGACAUUGAGAGCCAACGUCAACUUUUCCGAGUUCUCUCCUCCUCCUCCAUUUUUGUCCCCAACAACAUCUGGAUCUGGGUUGAGCUAUUUCUCUGCAUCCUCAAGUGGGUUGAGUGAAGGAUUUAUUGGACAUCAUCAGAAGUUGGAUUUGCAGCCAAACAAAUCCGAGCUUUCUGAGAUUUUUUCGUCACCAACUUCAGCUUCAAACUCUGCAACUCCUGGCUUAGACUUCCCAUUCGGCGAGCUUCAAAUGGAACCAACUUUCACAUUCCACAACACAAAUUUCUUCUCCUAAAUCUCCUUCCUUCUAGACUCAACAACAAUGAUACUCUGCAACCAAAUCUCCAUCAAGUUUUAACAAAUUUUCAUACUUUCUGUUCUUACAAAUUAUUAUUUUUACAACUUUUGAUAGUUUUGGAGUGUUUUGUUUUGAGAAUAACUUCAUUCCAAGUAAGGAUUUUUUUUUUCUUAUAAUUUCUUUUGGGGGUGGGGUCAUGAAUGAGCCCUAAGCCCAUUAUGUUUGGGCCAUAACAAGGAGGAAGCCCACCAAAUCCUUGGGCCCAAACUUUAGGGAUUAUUCUUUUUUCUUUCUAGAAUUUAUAUUUCUUUUAAAAAAAUUAUUUUUAAUGUAGAAAGGCCCACCCUUUUU